UUUGAAGUCCUUGGUCCAGCUGACAAGAUCUUCCAUCCAUCUGGUUGCUCCAUAUCAUCUUCCAUUCUCAUCUCCAUCCAUCCAUCUAUCUAUCUAUCCUUGGGGCGGUGGUAACCCCUUCCUUCUUUCCUCCAAUGAGCAUGGCGUCCACCUUGAGCCCCGGCACCGCCUCCUCGUCCUCUACCUCCGCUUUGUUGGCCUCGGCUCAGCCGGCCAGCGCUCAAGCCGCGCAAGCCGCUCCAGGCCAUCGGGUGGAUGGCUCUUCCUCCUCCUCCUCCUAUUCCGGCACCACCGCCACCGUCGCCAACGCCACUGAGGAAGAGGAGGAGUCCAUUAUCACCUUGGACUUUGGGCCUUUUGAGACGGUCAAUCGGUGGCUCAAGAUGCCCGAUUGCGACGAGUUCGUGGGGGCGAGACGGUCCAAGCACACGGUGGUCUCGCACAACGACUUUGUCUACGUCUUCGGCGGCGACAACGGUCGAUCCAUGCUCAACGACCUCCUCAUCUUCGACGUGAAGGAGAAAUCCUGGCAACGGGCCCUGAGCACGGGUAAUCGACCCGCACCACGUUAUCACCACAGUGCCGUGGUCCACGACACGGCCAUGUACGUGUUUGGGGGGUACACGGGCGACAUUCACUCCAAUUCCAAUCUGAGCAAUCGCAACGAUUUGUGGGAGUACAAGUUCAAAAGCAUGCAAUGGGUCGAAUGGCGACUGCAUGGGGGUCCUCGACCCGUGCCCCGAUCAGCCCAUGGAGCCGCCGUGUAUCAGGGCCAAUUGGUGGUUUUUGCGGGAUAUGAUGGUAAUGCCCGAUUGAAUGACAUGUGGCAGAUCUCGUUGUCCGGGGAGGGCCCGCGGGUGUGGGAGGAGGUACAUUAUACCGGCGAGUCACCGCCCACAUGUUGUAAUUUCCCGGUGGCCGUGGCUCGCGAUUCCAUGUUCGUGUUCAGCGGUCAAUCCGGCGCCAAGAUCACCAAUUCCUUGUUCCAAUUCCAUUUUCCCUCCAAAACUUGGAGCCGGAUUAGCACGGAGCACAUUCUGCGAGACACGCCCCUCCCGCCCAAUCGUCGUUAUGGCCAUACCAUGGUGGCCUUUGAUCGCCGGUUAUUCGUGUUCGGGGGUUGGGCGGACAAUGUGUUGCCCAACGAUUUGCACGCCUUCGAUUUGGAUUCGCAAACUUGGUCGUUGGUCAGCCCUUCGCCGGAUUCGCAAAUUCCAACGGGUCGUCUGUUUCACGCGGCUGCGGUGGUCAAGGAUGCCAUGUAUGUCUUUGGUGGAACGGUGGAGGAUAACAUCCGGCUGGGCGAGAUGUACCGCUUCCAAUUGUCGGCUUUUCCCAAAUGCACCCUCCAGGACGAUUUUGGACGUCUCUGGCAGAGCCAACAAUUUAGUGACGUUAAGUUCGUGAUAGGCCCAAAUCGGGAGGAAGUUCGAGCCCACACGGCCUUGGUGGUGGCUCGAUCGAGUUAUCUCUUGGAGCGGAUCCGUGAAGCCAAAAUCCGGCGUGAGGCAAAACACGAUGGUUGGUUGAUGGUCCAGUUCCCGGAUUUCAAUAGCCAUGCCUUCAAACUGAUCCUGGAUUUUAUUUACACGGAUCAAAUCGAUCCCACUCACAAUCAGCGUCAAUUAGCUGCGUCUAACGAUGUGGUGUUGGUCAUGAUGCAAGUGUACACGUUAGCGGUGAAGCUUCAAAUGCAUCGGUUGGAGCAGCUCUGUUCUCUAUACAUCGAGAAUUCGAUCAAUCUGAAAAAUGUCCUGGUCGCCCUGAAGAACGCCUCGCAUCUUCAGCUUCAUUUCAUUGAAGAACGUUGUCUCAAGUUCAUCAUCAAGGAGUUCAACUUUAAGGAGAUAAUCAUGAGUCGGGAAUUCGAAACCUUGGAUCAGGGGCUGAUGGUGGAGAUCAUCCGGCGAAAACAGACGCCGAAUCCCAGAAACUCGCUCCAAGCCGACUUGGUCCCCAUCAUUCCCGGAGUGUUGGAUCCCAAUGCGCCGGGAACGUCUCUAAAAGAGGACCUUAAACGGUUUUUGUUUUCGAAGACGGCCGAAGAGUUCUCGGAUGUGAUGCUAUCCUUGGAAAGUGAUCUGGUGCCCAGUCAUAAGGUGAUCUUAGCGGCGAGAAGUGCCUAUUUCGAAGGCAUGUUUCGGUCGUUCAAGCCCAUAACCAAUACGGUCAAUAUCUCCAUUGGAGAAACCGUACCCUCGCGCCAAAGUUUCCAUAGUCUUCUUCGAUAUGUGUAUUACGGGGAAAUCACGAUGCCGCCCGAAGACUCUUUGUACCUAUUUUCCGCGCCUCAUUUCUACAUUUUCUCCAACAAUCGAUUGCAAGUGUUUUGCAAACACAACCUCGAGCGUAAUGUCACCUUCGAGAAUGUGAUUCAGAUCCUGGAGGCAGCGGACAAGAGCCAAGCCCAUGAUAUGAAGAAAUAUGCCCUGAACUUGAUUACCCGCCAUUUUUCCAAGGUGGCCAAGUUGCCGCGGGUCCGAAAUCUCUCCAAAGAGCUCUUGUUAGAUAUCCUGUAUGCCCUAGCUGAUGAGGUAGCGGACAAUCGUUGCGUCCAGGACAUGUCCUACUUGAAUCUCAGUUCAAUCUUGUGAAGUCAUUGUCAGAGAGAUUUUCAUCAAUCUCCAACCAUGUUGUCAUUUUCAAAUUGCUUUUACAUGCACUCAUGACGCAAAGAUAUUGGCACAGUGUCAAAAAGACAGAACACCAGGUAGAUUGUCUUUUCAUUUGCAUGUUGAAGUUAUGUCUCCACGGUGCAAACCCAAAUCAUUGGAAAAUAUAUGUCUGUUAAGUA
Messenger RNA from Tigriopus californicus, 2794 nucleotides. It is a transcript of the gene Lztr1, whose product is annotated as leucine-zipper-like transcriptional regulator 1. Bases 135 to 2594 code for a protein of 819 amino acids. Lineage: Eukaryota; Metazoa; Arthropoda; Copepoda; Harpacticoida; Harpacticidae. Gene Ontology annotation, cellular component: Golgi apparatus. Gene Ontology annotation, molecular function: protein binding. The transcript has 2 exons. The record is from RefSeq and is a predicted model, not a curated record.